This is a messenger RNA of Tachysurus vachellii, 2476 nucleotides long. RefSeq names its product glutamic-oxaloacetic transaminase 1, soluble (gene got1). Gene Ontology annotation, cellular component: cytosol. The record is from RefSeq and is a predicted model, not a curated record. Lineage: Eukaryota; Metazoa; Chordata; Actinopteri; Siluriformes; Bagridae. Gene Ontology annotation, biological process: L-aspartate biosynthetic process. The coding region runs from base 145 to 1380 and encodes 411 amino acids. The transcript is spliced from 9 exons. Gene Ontology annotation, molecular function: pyridoxal phosphate binding; L-aspartate:2-oxoglutarate transaminase activity.
CAUUGCUCAAGCCUGCUUGAAGGUGAAAUUCCUGUCCGCCGGCAGAAACGACAGAACCUGUAACGUAGCGUUUCUCUGCAGUCAGUAGCUCUCGUUUGUUUUUCUGUAAAAUAUAAAAGUCACAGGACAUUUCAUAAGCCCAACAUGGCGUCGAUAUUCAGCGAGGUUACUCAAGCCGCUCCCGUCGCCGUGUUCAAACUGACGACGGAUUUCCGUGAAGAUCCGAGUCCUAACAAGGUGAACCUCGGAGUUGGAGCAUACAGGACAGACGAGUGCCAGCCAUGGGUCCUGCCUGUUGUGAGGAAGGUGGAGAAGCUGAUUGCUGAGGAUCACAGUCUAAACCAUGAGUACCUGCCCAUCUUGGGCCUACCUGAAUUUCGUUCCAGUGCGUCAAAGAUUGCUUUGGGUGAGGACAGUCCUGCCAUUCUGGAGAAGAGGGUAGGAGCUGUUCAGUGUCUAGGAGGAACUGGUGCCUUGAAGAUUGGUGCAGAGUUUCUGCGCAGACUGUACAAUGGAAACAAUAACACAAAAACACCUGUUUAUGUCUCUUCACCCACAUGGGAGAACCACAAUGCUGUUUUUGCUAAUGCUGGGUUUGAGGAUAUUCGCUCAUACAAAUAUUGGGAUGCAGAGAAGCGUGGACUUAACCUGUCUGGUUUCCUGGGUGAUUUAGAGAGUGCACCUGAAUUCUCUAUUUUUGUGCUGCACGCCUGUGCCCAUAACCCCACGGGCACAGAUCCCAGCCAAGAUGAGUGGAAGAAGAUUGCUGAAGUCAUGAAGAGGAGGAAUCUCUUUGCCUUCUUUGACUCAGCAUAUCAAGGCUUUGCCUCUGGAAAUUUAGAGAAGGACGCUUGGGCAAUCCGUUAUUUUGUGUCUCAGGGUUUUGAACUAUUCUGUGCUCAAUCUUUUUCAAAGAACUUUGGCCUGUACAACGAGAGGGUGGGCAACUUGACAGUCGUCGCUAAGGAUGCGGACAACCUGAGCCGUGUUCUCUCUCAAAUGGAGAAGAUUGUUCGUGUCACCUGGUCCAAUCCUCCAUCACAGGGAGCUCGUGUGGUUGCGAUAACGCUCAACACCCCAGACCUAUUUGCUGAGUGGAAGGACAAUGUUAAGACGAUGGCUGACAGGGUUUUGUUUAUGCGUGCUGAGUUGAAAGCCAAACUGCAGGAUCUCGGCACCCCAGGCACCUGGGAGCACAUCACUGAGCAAAUCGGCAUGUUCAGUUUCACAGGCCUCAACCCCAAACAAGUGGAGUACCUAGUGAAGGAGAAGCAUGUCUAUUUGAUGGCCAGUGGCCGCAUCAACAUGUGUGGCCUGACCACUAAGAAUAUUGACUACGUCGCCGAGUCCAUUCAUGAAGCCGUCACCAAAGUCCAAUAAGCAUGUUUCUCAUGCCGUCUUUCCAUUUGUGUGCAACAAAAAGAAUCCUCUUCUCAACCUGAUUAUCUUAUUAUCAUUUGCUAGCUCCUAUGAUCAAAUAUAAACUGUAAACUAAUUUAGCAUUCAAGGUCAAGUAGUUGCUCAAGAGAGAGUGUUUUGUGUGGCAUUCGUCUCACUUGUAAUCAUCCUGGAUUAGAACACAAAUCUGUACUUAAUGAGUCUGUUUCCCUUGUAGUGGUGCACCAGGGAGUUUUGUGAUGUUACCUAAAGAAGCACUUUCUUGUAUAAUUAUGGAGUGAUGAAUCAGUGCAACAAAGUUGUAACUGAAUGGAUGUUAAUAGUUUCAGCUUGAUUUGGUUUUUAAGGUCUUGGUUUUGGAAGUGUACUUACUAUGUUCUAUUCAGGAGUGAAGGUUGAUAAGAUGAUUCUGUAAAGCUAAACAAUGAAGUGAAACCUAUAAAAUAUCAAGUCCAAAAACUUUCAAGUCUGGGGUGACAUUGUCAUAAUGGGGUGUUUUUAAAUAAACACACACCUGUGAUUUAUAUAAAAUAUGAACAAAACUGACUAAUUCAAUAACUUAAAUGUGAUCCUAUCUAGUCUCUAGCCAGAAUUUACAUCGAUUUUACCCCUGACUUUAAGGUGAUGUUAAUCUGUGCCUGAUAUACUCUCAUCAAAGUACUGUACACUUUAAUACAACAUCCUGACCAUCUGUUGUGGCUGCAUCAUCUAGGUCUUAACAUUUCAGUUUCAGAUACUAAUAUGAACCACAGUGACUAUCACGGUAACCGAAAAUAAGAACAAUGUAUGUUUAUUGUUGACAGUUCUUGGAAAUGGUUUGCACUUUAUGAUGAUUCUUUCACAAUUGUUGCUUUUGCUCCUCUCUGAAUGCUGUGCAUGUGUGUUUAGGGUCAGUACAGUGUUCGUGUCAUUGAACUUUGUUAAAUAUAUUAUCAUAAUAGCACUAGCAACGUUUGACUUAUGUUGCUUAAAUGCCUAAAUGUUAAUUAAGCCAUUCUCAACGAACGUUGAACGCACACAAUAUAAUAAAUAUGACAAAAAAACUGAACAAACCUCUUAAAUAAAUAGUAUGAAAACA